AUGGAGAUUUUUAGGGAGGCUCUUGAAGCAUGCAAGUUGAGUGAUGUCAAAACUCAAGGCCCAAGGUUCACAUGGUCUAAUAACAGACUAGAUGAAGGUUUUAACGAGAAAAGACUUGAUAGGGCAAUGGCAAGUCCUAGAUGGCACCAACGUUUUAGCAGUUCCAUUGUUUCUGUUUUACCAACUAUCAAAUCAGAUCACUGCCCACUUCAUUUAGUGCCUACUAGUUCCUCUAGUCUAGAUUUUGGACCCAAUUAUAGUAGUAGAAGGAAUUCUUUAUUCAAAUGGGAAUCUGCUUGGCACUCUUUUGAAGGAUGCUCUGACACCAUCAAGGAGGCAUGGAGAAGGACAAAUGAUGCAUUUAUCACUUUGAUUCCAAAGAUUAAACAACCCAAGAAGGUCACUGAUUACAGGCCCAUUAGCUUGUUUAAUGUGAUAUAUAAGAUUGUGUCUAAGGUCAUUGCUAACAAGCUAAAAAGAAUCCUUACUGUAAUUAUCUCUCCAAACCAGAGUGCCUUUGUGUCAGGUCGUAUGAUUACUGAUAAUGUCUUAGCAGCUUAUGAAACUCUUCACACCAUGAAUUCUAGAAUGCAUGGCAGGUCUGGUUUUAUGGUUCUUUAG
This is a messenger RNA of Carya illinoinensis, 621 nucleotides long. RefSeq lists its product as uncharacterized. The record is from RefSeq and is a predicted model, not a curated record. The transcript is spliced from 2 exons. The coding region runs from base 1 to 621 and encodes 206 amino acids. Lineage: Eukaryota; Viridiplantae; Streptophyta; Magnoliopsida; Fagales; Juglandaceae.